Messenger RNA from Schistosoma mattheei, 2223 nucleotides. The record is from the annotation of a GenBank genome assembly. NCBI's taxonomy places the organism in Eukaryota, Metazoa, Platyhelminthes, Trematoda, Strigeidida, Schistosomatidae.
AUGGACUGGGCUGAAGAAGCUGAGGAUUUCCCUCUUGCUAUACACUAUGCACGACAGGCCCUUCGAAGAAAUCGAGCUGAUACAUCAUUACGCCAACGUCUUAUAGACUUAUGUCAUGUAGCUGGUCGAAGCAGAGAGGCAUUACAGUUACGUUUGGCCGCUCUUUCAGUUACUCCGGAGUCGACGGGUGAGAAACAAUUUGAAGUUGCUCGAGAGCUAGCUGAUCAAUUUUUCAAACUACUUGAUCCACACAACUCGGUAAAGGCGUAUGAAAAUGCUUUUGAACAAUACCCAGAUCAUGGAACGGAUAAUGAUCGAAAUUCGGCCUUAUCGAUUUUGUUUCAAAUGAAACGUUAUGAUCAAGCUCUAAAGUUUUUCACUUCCUUCUGUGGUGUCAAACUGUAUUUGAAUUCUGGGGAUUUAUUUGAUAUGGACAGACAUUCAUCGAAGUUGUCGUCUGUGGAGAAAUUUAAAAGAUGUGAAUUCCCUGAUAAUAUGGCUGUUGAAUUACAGUUGAAAUUGUUUCUUGUUUUUGCACAUCUGGGACUUGGCCCAUUAGUUGUGUCCCGUGUUGAAUCAACGUACACAAAUGAAAAUAUUGCAAAAUAUUCUAAUUGGCUUUUGGAUAUCGUUGUCGCUUACAAAGAGAAAAAUUUAUACUCCAUAUCGAUUCAGCUUAUUCUGAAACUCAAAAAGUCAAAUGUUACCUGUAAGUUGGUACAAGUUUGGACAUUACUGGCUGAAUGUUAUUUAGAAGCAGGUGAAACAGAAAGUGCCAUCAAAGCCUAUCGCCAUGUCAUAGAAAAUCUUGAUCCUCGGCAUACCGGCGCACGUCUGGGUCUUGUAAAUCUUCUUAGACGCCUUGGUAGGAAUCAGGAGGCUUUAAAAUUCUUAAAUCCCUCAAAUUUAGUUCAGAAAGGUGUUAAACCCGAAAUAUCUUUGACCGAACAGUGUGAUUUAAUUGUACAGAAAAGAGAAAAAUCUCCAUUGAAAUCCAAUCACAGAUCAACUGUUAGAUCAUUUGCUUCUUCUGACUUACGAAAAACUUCAGUUGUUGGUGACAUCGAUAGUGAUGAAUGUUCUGUUGAGAAAGUUUGUCUAGAUAGCGACUGGCUCGAUGCAUCUGCUAACCUUGUCUCCCGUGAUCAUGUGGCAUACAGAUUAGCCUACGAACGUUGUCGAAUGCUUGAUACACCAGAAAGUGUAGAUUCAUUUUUAGAAGAAGCUUGGGCUUUGCUGUUUAGUGAUGUGACACGUGUUUGCGGACCUAGAUUUACUCAACUUGCCUUAACUCUUGAUAGUGAACAGCAUCGAAAAUUAGUGAUCGACCGACUAGCUUCUGUUGCUCCAGCAUUGACUGAUACAUUAUCUAACCAGAUAGACGCUGAACGUUCAACUACAGAAACAAAUGGUGUAAGCAGCUCAGAUAUUUGGGGAUUAUUUUUGCGUGUUGUGGAUGUGUUACGUGCUCGUUUGCCAAAAUCAUUGCCCCAAUUGGAAACAGCUACUGCAUGGGCUUCUUUAUUACCUCAUGUUCAAGGCAAUGAUCUACGUCGGUUAGCUGCAAGUCAUCUUUUAAUUAGUUCUUCACUUAUUGCACGUCAUGGCACGCCAGCAUUUUUGGAAUUACGAAAAAUUCAAAAGCAGUGGAGUGAAUAUAACCAGUAUUGGAAUGUGAUGAAUCUGGCAAUCACUCUUUCACGUGAUUUUAAACAUUGUAGAUUUUUGGAUCGUUUAGUUACUAAAGAUAGUUUGAAUUUGGCUAUCGGUACUAUUGCUAGUAGUGACACUUUGGUUCGAGGUUCAUAUCGUUAUGCUAUUGCCCGACUAAUCAAUAUGAGAGAAAAAUUUCCGGACGAUGCACUUCUUACUUUAUUACUCGCUGUUGGCUUUCUAAGUAUGUCCAUGCAAAAACACAUUGGUUCACGUCAUCUUGCUGUUUUACAGGCUGUUGGUUUUCUUGGGGAAUAUAAACGUUUACGUGGUGAUUGCCAGGAGGUUUACUACAAUAUCGCACGUGCUUGUCAUCAACUUUCAAUAACUCAUAUGGCUAUUCACUAUUAUGAAAAAGUCCUUGAUAUGGAGCCUAUUGGAAACAAUCCUGAAGAGAAGUCUCUUACUAAUCUGUAUAAAGAAGCUGCUUUCAAUUUAGCUCUUUUGUAUCGAACUAAUGGGAAUCCAUCAAUGGCUCGUCAUAUACUCCAAAAAUAUGUUGUCAUCUAA